Molecule: messenger RNA, 1882 nt
Organism: Linum tenue
Lineage: Eukaryota; Viridiplantae; Streptophyta; Magnoliopsida; Malpighiales; Linaceae
Source: the annotation of a GenBank genome assembly
CUUCCCAAAAAGACAUGAAGCUACUCAAUGGCGCCAUGGAGUUGAAGCCCCAACUAACCCUCCUCCUCACCCUAACCCUCGUCGCCGCCUUCACCGUCCUCCCUCUCUGCUACCGCUCCCUCGGCGGCGGCCGCCACCGCCACUUCAACAACUUCUUCUCAUCACAACCGCCGCCGCCUGAUCACGGCCAGGCAGCAACACCGCCGCCGGUGCCCGCCGCCGACAAUCAUGACUCGCUGGGGUGCGACAUCUACGAGGGCGAGUGGGUGCCGAACCCCGACGCGCCGUACUACACCAACGCGACCUGCUGGGCGAUCCACGAGCACCAGAACUGCGUCAAGUACGGCCGCCCCGACGGCGGGUUCAUGCGGUGGCGCUGGAAGCCCGACGGCUGCGAGCUGCCCGUGUUCAACCCGGCGCAGUUCCUCGAGAUCGUGAGGGGGAAGUCGCUGGCGUUUGUCGGCGAUUCUGUUGGGAGGAACCAGAUGCAGUCCUUGAUUUGCUUGCUCUCCAGGGUGGCGUAUCCAAUUGACGUUUCCACCACGGCAGACGAAAACUUCAAGCGCUGGAACUACCCGUCCCACAAUUUCACCAUGGCCUCAUUUUGGGCCCCCCAUUUGGUGAAGGCCGACGAGGAAGACUCCAACGGGCCCACACACACGGGCCUGUUCAAUCUCUACCUGGACGAGCCCAACACGGACUGGACGGCCCAGAUCCACGAAUUCGACUACGUCAUCAUCAACGCCGGCCACUGGUUCUACCGCCCGGCACUCUACUACGAGAACCGCCGCCUCGCCGGCUGCCGCUUCUGCCAGCUCGACAACGUCGCCGACCUCCCCAUGUACUACGGCUACAGAAAAGCCUUCCGAACAGCUUUCAAAGCGAUCAACAGCUCGCCGGACUACAAAGGGCUGACGAUCCUCCGCACAUUUUCGCCGUCGCAUUUCGAGAACGGGGAGUGGAACCAGGGGGGAAAUUGCGUCCGGACGCGGCCCUUCCGGCGGAACGAGACGAGGCUGGAAGGGAUCAAUUUGGAGAUGUACAUGGUGCAGAUGGAGGAAUUUAGGGUUGCCGAGAGAGAAGGGAAGGAGAAAGGGUUGAAGUUUAGGGUUUUGGAUACCACGGAGGCGAUGCUGUUGAGACCUGAUGGGCAUCCCAGCAGCUACGGCCACCUUCCCGAUGCGAAUGUGACUCUGUACAAUGACUGUGUGCAUUGGUGCUUGCCCGGUCCGAUCGAUACGUGGAGCGAUUUCUUGCUGCAGACAUUGAGGAUGGAAAAGGUUAGAUCGUAUCAGGAGAGGCUGCAUUCGAGUGACAGGAAGAUGAAGUUUUAGGUAAAUUAAAGCUCUUUGUUACUCCUGCAUUUUUGCAGAUGAUGAUGAUGAUGAUACUACUACUAUGUAUUUGUGUGUUGUAAAAUCUGGAAAUCAAAUGGGUACUAAGAUUCAUGCUACAUUCUUAUUCGAAGUAUGGCGUCGGAUUAUCGAACUCUAGGAGCUAGCAUUUCGGUACCAGUUGCGCGGAUGUUGUUGCUGCUGAGUGAUUUGAGUUGUUGUAGUAUUAGCCACCAUGUCUAGUGCAGCACACUCUUUCAGUUCAGCUAGAACAUUGCUCAUAUCCGGUCUGCGAGCUGCAGUUGAUGCAAUGCAUAACAUGGCUACCUCGACAGCUCUCCAAGCGGAGUUGGUGCUGAAUUCACCUUGCAAUCUGGGAUCGACUAUGCUACGUAUGUCGCCAGCUUCAAUGAUGGGAUUGAUCCAGUGGACGAUGUAGGUCUGCUCUCCUUGCUGAUGCAUUAUGGCUGGCCGCCCAGUUAUUAUCUCCAGGAGAAUGAUUCCGAAGCUGUAAACAUCACUCUUCUUGCUCAAGCUUCCACUAGCAU